This is a messenger RNA of Myxocyprinus asiaticus (Chinese sucker), 5563 nucleotides long. Its product is annotated as leucine-rich repeat-containing protein 1-like. Gene Ontology annotation, molecular function: protein binding. Lineage: Eukaryota; Metazoa; Chordata; Actinopteri; Cypriniformes; Catostomidae. The record is from RefSeq and is a predicted model, not a curated record. The coding region runs from base 359 to 1939 and encodes 526 amino acids. The transcript has 14 exons. Gene Ontology annotation, cellular component: adherens junction; postsynaptic density; postsynaptic membrane. Gene Ontology annotation, biological process: neurotransmitter receptor transport, endosome to postsynaptic membrane; neurotransmitter receptor transport postsynaptic membrane to endosome.
AAUGUUCCGGGUCAGAAACUGGACUAAGAGGAGAUAAACUCCGGGAUAAGAAAAAAACACGAACUAAACACAACCAAACAGUCAUGUAACCGCUUACAAAUACAGGUACGGGACAUUUGUCAGCCUUUCAGUGGAGAUGUUCCGAGAAAGGUAAAAAAAAGAGGAAAAGAGACUCCCGGGAUCAACACAGAAGUGGAGCGUGACACAUUUGCGUUUGAAAUCGACACAACACUGGUUGCUCUGGUGCUCUGGUGCUCUGGGAGAGUUUCCUCCGCUUGUUCGCUUCAGUUUUGAUUGCCGUGGCAACUUUCAGCAGCAGGACGGAUUUAUCCAGGCUUCGAGUCGUCAUCAUCCCGUGAUGUUUCACUGUAUUCCCCUGUGGCGGUGCAACCGUCACAUUGAGUCGAUCGAUAAGCGCCACUGUUCGCUGCUGUACGUCCCGGAUGAGAUCUAUCGCUACAGAGGGAGUUUGGAAGAGCUUUUACUGGACGCCAACCAACUCCGUGAUUUGCCCAAGCCAUUCUUCAAUUUGACGAAGUUGAGAAAGCUCAGCCUGAGUGACAAUGAGAUCCAAAGGUUACCCGGGGAUAUUGCCAACUUCAACCAACUCGUUGAGUUCGACAUCUCUCGAAAUGACAUUAUGGAACUCCCUGAAAGCAUUUCAUAUUGUAAAACCCUCCAAGUAGCAGAUUUUAGCGGAAAUCCUUUGACAAGAUUGCCUGAAAGUUUUCCAGAAUUACGGAAUUUAACAUGCCUUUCCAUCAAUGACAUUUCUUUGCAAGCACUUCCAGACAACAUUGGAAACCUCUGUAACUUGGUAUCACUGGAACUCCGGGAAAACUUGCUGACGUAUUUACCAGAGUCUGUGUCUCAGCUUCACAAACUUGAAGAACUUGAUGUAGGAAAUAAUGAACUGUAUAAUUUGCCGGAGACAAUAGGCUGUCUCAUCAGUCUAAAAGACCUGUGGCUGGAUGGAAACCAGUUGUCUGACAUACCACCGGAACUUGGUGGGAUGAGAAGCCUUACUUGUCUAGAUGUAUCAGAGAAUAAGAUAGAGCACCUCCCAGAGGAGAUGGGAAACCUGCUUUCCCUCACAGACCUCCUGGUGUCCCAGAACCUCAUUGACAUGCUGCCCGAGAGCAUAGGAAAAUUAAGAUGGCUUUCGAUAUUGAAAGCGGAUCAGAACCAAUUAGUGCAGCUGCCGGAGAGCAUCGGCAACUGUGAAAGCCUAUCUGAACUGGUGCUGACUGAAAACCAGCUGGUUAAUUUGCCUAGAAGUAUUGGAAAACUAAAGAAACUGUCUAACUUCAACUGUGAUAAGAAUCGCCUAAUGUCUUUACCGAAAGAGAUCGGUGGCUGCAGCAGUCUGAAUGUUUUGUGUGUGAGAGAAAAUCGUCUAACACGAAUCCCUCCAGAGCUCUCACAGGCUGCAGAACUGCACGUCCUUGAUGUCUCUGGAAACAGGCUGCUGUACCUGCCACUGACCCUCACUACUCUACGACUCAAAGCACUCUGGCUGUCUGAGAAUCAGUCUCAACCCCUGCUCACCUUCCAGACAGACAUGGACCCUGAGUCUGGCGAGAAGGUGCUCACCUGUGUACUGUUGCCGCAGCAACCCUGUGAAUCAGAAAACAAAGGUUCAGAUAAUCUGGCCCGCUGUGGAGCUCUGGAGAGUUUAGUGGAGAGUGGAGCACUAAACGACACAUGGGAUGAUACAGCCACAAACAGAAUGAGUACCAUCCGUUUCAUGGAGGAGGAUGUUGAUGAAGAUGAUGAAGAGAGGACGCUGUUGAGACGGGCCACGCCCCACCCUGGCGAGCUGAAAAACAUGAAGAAGGUGGCCGAGACCAUCCGUAAGGACAUGAAUGCUGCCAAAGGCCUGGACUCCAACAAAAAUGAGGUCAAUAAUGCUGUGGACCGAGUGACCACGUCUGUGUGAACGCUUUAACUCCGAGAUGUCUCUUACCCAGUGUGUCUCCCCUGAAGCCCCUCCCGCAGAGCCAUUCCUCACCGCCCCUGUUCUCUCCCAGGGGUGGAGCUCCCUUUUACUCUCCUGGGACCAACAGAGCCCUUUGUCCAGCCCUGCUAACAUCAUCCACUCCUGACCUGUGACAGGGACAAUCCCCCACAACCAGGUGCCUUCUUUUUUAAGGACCUCCAGAGCAAUAAAUCUGCAAAGGAAUGCACAUUUUACCCUUAAAACUCCAGAUCCAGUGCUUUUCAUUUGUUUUUCUUUGACACGCAAAAUAGGUAGUUGCACUACAAGUCUUAGCAUAAAUCUGUCAAAAUCUUUAUCAUAGAUAUAUUAAAUUUAUAUAUAUAUUUGCUCUUUUUAUUUUUAAUUUUUUUUUAUUUGGAAACACUGGGUCCAUUUCUUUUUCUAUGGUGAUGCAUGGAGCCCAGGUAUUUUUGGACCUACUGAUUUAAAAAAACAAAUAUUGUAGAAUUGCUUGUGAAUAUUGAUACUUUUAUACUUACGGCAGCUCAGGUGGUGUACAUUUUAAAAAUGACAAAAGAUGUGUUGUACAUUUCUUAAUCAAUGAACAUUCUUAUUCCUGCUGUAGGGACUUUAAAUCAGAGUUGAAAAGCAUUCGAACAAAAUGGCAGAUUUUUGUUGUCAUACAACCCCAAUUCCAAAAAAGUUGAGACUAAUAAAAACAAAAAGGAGUGAUUUGUAAAUUAUAUUCACCUUUUGCUAUAUUGAAAGCACCACAACUAAACAUUAUAUGACGUUUUACCUUGUGAAUUUCAUUAUUUUUAUUUAUUUUUAUUUUUUUUUAUAUACAGUAAUUUCAAAUCAGAUCAGAUCAACACACUUCAAAAACGCUGAGACAGGCAAUUUAAGACUAAAAGCAAUUUGACAAGUUACAAUAACAAGGCGAUGUGAAACAGGAGAUGUUAAACAUGUUAUGCAAUCGUGUCAUAGUAUAUAAAAAGCCUCCAAAAUCAGCCUAGUGUGACAAUGUGAGAAUUUGAUUGCAGUUAAUAACUUGCAUUGUGAACAGCUGAUCAUUAUGAAAUUUGGCAUCCACUUACAGGUAGCCAAAAUUAAGCUGUAUACCAAAUUUUGUGAGAAUCUGCCACAAUGUGGAACUAUAAGAUGCUAAUUCAUGUUUUGUUAUUAACAUUUUUUUUAUUCCAUCCACAAUUCCGAUUUUGGAGCAAAAAUAUAGAUAAAAAAAAAGAACUUAACUUUAGAAAGCUGGCAGCAUCAUUAUUUUAUAUUUACACAGAGAUAGAUAGGUCUAUUACUAAAAUAGGAUUUACUUCAGCACCUCUUGUUGCAUUAUAUGCCAGUGGUGCGAGUCCAAAAAUUGGAGAGAACAACAAAAAAUAAAUAAAACACCAACACUUUUUUUUUUUUUUUUCAAAGGUGGAGCGCCUGUUACUCCUGAAGUAUUAAAGAUAUCUUAAAGGAAUGUUCUGGGUUCAAUACAAGUUAAGCUCAAUCGACAGCGUUUGUGGUAUAAUGUUGAUUAACAGAAAUAUGUAUUUUGACUUGUCUCUCCUUUUCUUUUUUUUAAAAAAAAGCAAAAGUAUUGGUUGCAGUGAGUCAUUUACUUUGAAUGUUAAAAUACUCACUGUUUCAAAAGUUUAGCCACAAGACAUAAAGGACAUGUAUGUUAACAUGAUUUUAGUGUAAUAAAAUCACUUACUCACCUUUUCUGUGUAAACUUCUAGCCAAUUGUACAACUUUGUUAACAUGAUGAUGUAAUGUCAACAAACCCAAAAACCCUGAAAUGACUGUAAAAAUGUUAACAACUUAGCAGAAGAAUUAAUGUCAGUGCUUUUAUAAAAUUAAAACUUCACAUUUCUGCCUUUAAACCCUCCAAAAAUUGGCCCCAUUGACUUCUAUUGUAAGUGCCUCACUGGAACCCAGAUUUGUGCUUUUUUUUUUUUUAAAAGAAAAGGAGAGACGAGUCGAAAAUAAUUUUUGUGGUAAUCAACAUUAUGCCACAAAUGCUGAUGAUUGAGCUCAACUUGUAUUGAACCCGGAAUAUUCCUUUUAAUAUCCUUUUAGAGUUGGGUUCUAAACAAACUUUUCUUUUUGUAUCUUAAUUUUUUUAUUAUUAUUGGCACUCCAACUGUGGAAAAACAACUAAAAAAUACGUUUUUCCCAUUUUUGUAAUGGAGUAAUUAUAGACCUAUCCAUCUCUGUGUGAAAAUAAAAAAUGAUGCUGCUGCCUUUCUAAGAUUUUUUUUGUUUUUUGGGGGGGGUUUUCCCCUUUUUCUCCCAAUUUGGAAUGCCCAAUUCCCAAUGCGCUCUAAGUCCUGGUGGUCGCAUAGUGAUUUGCCUCAGUCCGGGUGGCGGAGGACGAAUCCCAGUUGCCUCCGCGUCUGAGACAGUCAACCCGCGCAUCUUAUCACGUGGCUUGUUGAGCGCAUUGCCACGGAGACAUAGCGCGUGUGGAGGCUUCACGCCAUCCACCGCGGCAUCCACGCUCAAUUCACCAUGCGCCCCACCGAGAACAAACCACAUUAUAGCGACCAUAUAGGUUACCCCAUGUGACUCUACCUUCCCUAGCAACCGGGCCAAUUUGAUUGCUUAGGAGACCUGGCUGGAGUCACUGCCUUUCUAAGAUUAUUUUUUGACCUGCAUUUUUGCUUCAGAAUCAUAGGCAAAAAAAACAAAUAAUUUUGACCCCCUAUGUAAAAUAAUGUAUUACUCAGUAAAUAUUGAUCCAUUACAUGUAAGCUUGUUUUGGCUUUCGUCAUCAUUUAUGUUUUAUCUUUUUUCACAAAAAGUAUUAAAAUCAAAAAUUGCGGAUAGAGAAGUUUCUGAAAUUUGGUUGAUUUGACACGAAAUACCCCAUUUCUGAUUUUAUAUAUUUAUUUCUUCAUUGAAGUGGGAAAAGUCACAGUUCCAACAACAUGAGGGCGAGAAUUAUGAUGAAUUGUUUUUUUUUGUGUUUUUUUUAUACCUAUGUGAACAUGAGGGUGCAGCUUUCGAUUUCAGUAUCAGGAUUUGUUUUGUUUUUUAACCAAUCCAGUUUUCAAUAUGUGUAAACAACAUGUUUUUACUAAAAUUAAAUAAGGGCGGUUCAGUACCGUGACCUGAAACACUCCAACAUUUGGAUUGAAUGAUAGUCAGACAGACAUGCACUGUGCUUUACAACUGCUAACUUUACUUUGAUAUUAACCUCAGCUGCAGUUUUUAAAAUGUGCUUCCAGCUUUGUAAAAACUGGUACAACACAACUCGUAAUUUGUAAUUAAAGUAAUGGUAGUUAUUAAAUCUAUAGCUUUGGUUUAGGUGAGCAGUUUUCCCCCCUCCAAGUGUCAGAAUUCACUUUUACAUCCAUGCUUAGAGUUUAUCAGAUUUGUUUUAUUUUUAUAUGGUACACUACAGAUUUCAUUUGACAUUGUAUGUUUUCAUUUGUAUUCCAAGAAAGACGGACUUGGUUUUUUAAUGUGGAUUUUUAUCUUGUAAUUAUUUCUUGUCAAAGAUAAAGCUGCACAGUAAGUAAUCUCUAAGCAGGCGCUGUUCCUGGGCCAGUACUUUUAUGACUUCAACCACUGAAAUAAUAAAAUGACUUCAUGAAAUAAAAGAUUUUGAUUCAUGAU